CUCUCUAUAGGACCACCACACCCACAUCACAAUAAUGACUCUCUCUCUCUAAAACUCUCUCCCUUUUAACCUCUGAUCUCCUUCUUUGUGAUUCUAAUGCAUUACAUAUACAGGCAGUAAUUGAGUCCUUCUCUCUACAAAACCCAGUUGGGAAUGGAAAUGGAAUUCAGUCCAUACAAUCUUUACUUGGCUAAUUCAACCAUGAAGAAGAAGAAUCACCAUGAACAACAAAGGAAAAGGGAGGAAAAAGAAGCAGCAGCUACACACCACCAUGAAGAAGAAGUAGAAGAUGAAGAAGAUGAUAAAAGAAGCCUCACUCUGUCUCGGUUGUCGAAGCUUAUUCUUCCUCCACUUGGUGCUUCUUCUUCAAGCUUUAACCAAAGCCAGAUUGAAUCCACAAGGGGUUGGAUUAUCUCUCCUAUGAGCUCCAAUUAUAGGUGUUGGGAGACAUAUAUGGUGAUUUUGGUUGCAUACUCGGCUUGGGUUUACCCUUUUGAGGUUGCAUUCCUUCAUUCACCAGAGAAUACACAACUAUUCGUAGCAGACAACAUUGUUGAUGUUUUUUUUGCCGUUGAUAUCAUCUUGACCUUUUUUCUGGCUUACAUCGACACAACAACACAACUACUCGUUCGUGACUCCAGAAAGAUUGCUUUAAGGUACCUCUCCACAUGGUUUUUGAUGGAUGUGGCAUCAACAAUCCCAUUUGAGGCACUAGCUUACUUGUUCACCGGAAAACGUCGUGUCAGCCUCUCUUACUCCCUCUUGGGUGUGCUUAGGUUAUGGCGACUCCGGCGAGUCAAGCAACUCUUCACUAGGCUUGAGAAAGACAUCAGAUUUAGCUAUUUUUGGAUUCGAUGCGCUAGGCUAAUCAGUGUGACAUUGUUUCUGGUGCACUGUGCUGGAUGUCUCUAUUACUUGCUAGCUGAUCGAUAUCCACACCAAGGAAAGACAUGGAUAGGAGCUGUGAUUCCUAAUUUCAGGGAGACGAGCCUCUGGAUUCGAUACAUUUCGGCUAUGUAUUGGUCAAUAACCACCAUGACCACCGUUGGUUAUGGCGACCUUCAUGCUGUUAACACCAUGGAAAUGAUCUUCAUCAUCUUCUACAUGCUCUUCAAUCUAGGCCUAACAGCUUACUUGAUAGGGAACAUGACCAAUCUAGUCGUCGAAGGCACUCGUCGAACCAUGGAAUUUAGGAAUAGUAUUGAAGCAGCUUCAAAUUUUGUGAGUAGAAACAUGUUGCCUCCAAGGCUAAAAGACCAUAUAUUGGCUUAUAUGUGUUUGAGAUUUAAAGCUGAGAGCUUGAACCAGCAACAUUUGAUGGAACAACUGCCAAAAUCGAUCUGCAAAAGCAUUUGUCAGCACUUGUUCUUGCCAACAGUGGAGAAAGUCUAUCUCUUCAAGGGUGUCCCAAGAGAAAUACUUCUGCUUCUGGUCGCGAAUAUGAAAGCUGAGUACAUUCCGCCGAAAGAGGAUGUGAUUAUGCAGAACGAAGCACCGGACGAGGUCUACAUCAUCGUGUCGGGAGAAAUUGAAAUCAUUGAUUGUGAGAUGGAAAAAGAGCAUGUCCUUGGGACAUUGCAAUCAGGAGACAUUUUUGGAGAAGUGGGUGCACUUUGUAGCAGACCUCAAAGCGUCACAUUUAGAACCAAGACACUCUCACAACUGCUCAGACUCAAAACCAAUCACUUGAUAGAAGCAAUGCAGAUUAGACAAGAGAACAAUGUAGCCAUUCUCAAGAAUUUCCUUCAGCAUCACAAAAGGUUUAAGGAUUUGAGCAUCGGAGAUCUUUUGGUCGACGGUGGUGAGGCAGAGGAGGAUCCUAAUAUGGGUUUCAACUUGCUCACUGUUGCCAGUACUGGCAAUGCUGCUUUUCUUGAUGAGCUUCUUAAGGCAAAGCUGGAUCCAGAUGUUGGGGAUUCUAAAGGGAGGACACCAUUGCACAUAGCAGCAUCGAAAGGGCACGAAGAGUGUGUACAGGUUCUCCUUAAGCAUUCCUGCAACAUACAUUUACGAGAUAUAAAUGGAAACACUGCCUUAUGGGAUGCUAUAGCUUCAAAGCACCACUCCAUAUUCAAUAUCCUCUAUCACUGUGCUGCAAUAACCGAUCCACACAUAGCAGGCGAUCUUUUAUGUACUGCUGCAAAACGAAACGAUCCCACAGUUAUGAAGGAACUCCUAAAACAAGGCCUAAAUGUUGACUCCAAGAAUCAUCAGGGCUCAACAGCAGUCCAGAUUGCCUUAGCAGAAAACAAUGUGGACAUGGUUUACUUGCUAGUGAUGAAUGGUGCAGAUGUCGUUAACACAAACACGUACGACUUUUCUUCGACAACUUUGAAUGAAAUGCUUCAAAAGAGAGAGAUUGGGCAUAGGAUCUCAGUCACUGAUCCCAUGCCCAAUGAAGUAUUACUGAGGAAGCUAGAAGAAGAAAAUGAGAGGAACUUCGACAGCUUCGAUGCACGGAAUUAUCCAAGAGUAAGUAUAUACAGAGGCCAUCCUGUAUUUAGAAGGGAAACUGGAUGUGUUGCAUCAGGAAGACUAAUUAGAUUGCCAAAGUCACUGCAAGAGCUCAAGAAUAUUGCAGGUGAAAAGUUUGGCUUUGAUGCAAGCAAUGCCAUGGUGACAAAUGAAGAAGGUGCGGAAAUUGACUCGAUCGAAGUGAUUAGAGACAACGAUAAGCUUUUCAUAGUUGAUGACUAGAAUUUCUUAACUUCAAUAGAUCAACUUAUGAUUUAGUCACAGUACUAAACUUUAUUGUUCAGAAAGAAAGCUUUCUGUUACAGAAGAACAAUAUUAAUGGCUAUACUUGGACAAUUUUCACUCUUAGUAUGUAAAUGAUUCUCUUUCCCA
Tripterygium wilfordii is the source of this 2847-nucleotide messenger RNA. RefSeq names its product potassium channel AKT2/3. The record is from RefSeq and is a predicted model, not a curated record. Gene Ontology annotation, biological process: transmembrane transport; potassium ion transport. Gene Ontology annotation, cellular component: membrane. Gene Ontology annotation, molecular function: voltage-gated potassium channel activity; protein binding. The coding region runs from base 154 to 2697 and encodes 847 amino acids. The transcript has 11 exons. Lineage: Eukaryota; Viridiplantae; Streptophyta; Magnoliopsida; Celastrales; Celastraceae.